UCAUUUUAUAUCUUUUAUAUCUUUAAGUUCGUCUGAUUUUACUUCCAGCUGCUCAGUUUUAUGAACUUUUCCUUUUAAUACUUUAUUGUUUUCCAGGUUUUUUAUUCCUGAGUUUAAACAGAAUUGGAGUUGAGUCUAACCUCAGAGCCUUCAUGGAGGUUUUGGGUACUUCCAUGCAGCGUUUUGCGCCUCUUUGUGCCCUCCAUGCAGGGGUCAUGUGGUGGGAGGUCUCCCCCAGCCUCCCUCCUGCCUCCCCCGGACCUGGAGCCCUCCAACCCUCCAGCCCGCCGCUCAGAGGUCCACCAUGACGUUUGGCUCCGCCGCUGCUCCUCUUAUCUCCCGGAACGAGCCGCUGCCCGCCGCGGACUUUUGCCCUCCGAGCUCUCCGGUCCAGAUAAAACUGAAUCUGAAGCAGAGGCUCCGACAUGUUCUCUCCAAUGUCUCCCAUAAGGGACAUAAGGACCGGGGCCCGGGGUCGGUCCGGGGCCGAGGAGCAGAUCCGCAUGGUGGAGUGUAAACCGGGCUGCGGCUGCGGGGUCCAACCGGGAGGAACCGGGAGGAUCUGUGCGCCACGGUGGACGGAAGAUGAUCCGGAUUCUGACAAACGAGGCUUUGACAACUUGGCCUACGAGUCUGAGAUCCAGACUGAGCUCUGUCCUCCACCUAAACCCGCCUCCAGAACCACGUUCAGACUCCCAGGACUCACCUCAGAGGUCCAGAUCCAGGAAGUUGACACCAGGAUCUGCAGCCUGGAUGGAGUCUUCUCCGUGUCCUGGUCUGUUCCCGACAGCCUGGCCCAGGUGGACUACGACUCCUCGGUGGUUACGACCAAACAGAUGGUCCUGGAGCUGCAGGCGCUGGGCUACAGCGUGGAGUCGGCGGUGCAGAGCCGGGUGGAGGGGAUGCACUGCCAGUCCUGUGUGAAGACCAUCGAGGAGCAGAUGCUGGAGCUACCAGGAGUGUCAUACGUUCAGGUGUCUCUUAAAGAAAACUCAGUGGUGGUCGUGUUUCAGCCUCUUCUGGUUUCUCAGGAGAAGCUGAGGGAGAAGAUCGAGGACUUGGGCUUUGAAGCUGCUUUACUACCUGAGGAUCCUGCAGGAGGUUUCAGGAACCUGUUCCCCCAGACCACCACCGUCUGGAUCGGAGGGAUGACCUGUGGUUCUUGUGUUCGGUCCAUAGAAGGGAGGAUCUCUGACCUGAGCGGAGUUCAGUCCAUCGUGGUGUCUCUGGAGGAGGAAAAGGGAACCAUCGCCUUCGACCCGAGUCUGACGGAUCCGGAGCAGCUCAGGGCAGCGAUCGAGGAGAUGGGUUUCGACGCAUCGCUCAGCGAGCCUCCAAAGAGCAUCCAGACUCCUGACAAGUCCAGACCUGACACCUCUGGACCUCCUGACCUCUCUGACAGUAAAUCAGGAGUAAACGGAUCUCAGGGACCGUCUGCAAACGGCCUUCAGAGCUCCCCUCAGGUCAAAGUGCAGAAAUGCUUCGUCUGCGUGUCGGGGAUGACCUGCGCCUCCUGCGUGGCCAACAUCGAACGGCACCUCCGCAAACACAAAGGAAUCGUCUCCGUUCUGGUGUCUCUGAUGGCUGGGAAGGCGGAGGUGAAGUACGAUCCAGACGUCCUGGAUGCUGCUGGUGUCGCUCGGCUGAUCCAGGAUCUGGGUUUUGGAGCCAAACUGAUAGAAGACGAAGAAGCAACACGAGGAAAACUGGAGCUCACUAUCACCGGCAUGACGUGUGCGUCCUGCGUGCACAACAUCGAGUCCAAACUCAACACGACCAAAGGGAUCCUCGGGGCUUCGGUCACCCUGGCAACCAAAAGAGCUCACAUCCAGUUCAACCCAGAUUUACUCGGACCUCGAGACAUCAUCAAGAUCAUCCAGAGUCUGGGAUUCGAGGCGAGUUUGGUGAAGAAAGGAUUCAAAAACAACCUCGACCACUCUGAAGAAAUACGACAGUGGAGGAACUCCUUCCUGCUCAGCCUGCUGUUCGGCCUGCCGGUCAUGGCUCUGAUGAUCUACAUGAUGGUGAUGGACAGUCAGCACCAGGAACAUGGAGGCUCCAUGCCUGAGGACCAGAACCUGCUGCCAGGACUCUCACUGCUCAACCUGGCCUUCUUCCUGCUCUGUACACCUGUGCAGUUCUUCGGUGGAAGGUACUUCUACAUCCAGGCCUACCGCUCUCUGAAGCACCGCACCGCCAACAUGGACGUGCUGAUCGUUCUGGCCACCUCCAUCUCCUACGUCUACUCCUGCGUGGUCCUGAUGGUGGCCAUGGCCGAGCAGGCCGCCCAGAGUCCCGUCACCUUCUUCGACACGCCGCCCAUGCUGUUCGUCUUCAUCGCUUUGGGGCGAUGGCUGGAGCACGUGGCAAAGGGUAAAACCUCUGAAGCUCUGGCUAAGCUGAUGUCUCUGCAGGCUGCCGAUGCCACCGUGGUCACUCUGGGAUCCGACCGCUCCGUCAUCAGUGAGGAGCAGGUGGAGGUGGAGCUGGUCCAGAGGGGCGACAUCGUCAAGGUCGUACCCGGAGGAAAGUUCCCCGUAGACGGGAAGGUGGUGGAGGGAAGCUCCAUGGCAGACGAGUCUCUGAUCACAGGUGAGCCGAUGCCGGUCAGUAAGAAGGCCGGUAGUUUGGUGAUCGCUGGCUCCAUCAACGCUCACGGAUCUCUGCUGGUGGAGGCCACGCAUGUCGGAGCUGAAACUACGCUGUCUCAGAUCGUCAAACUGGUGGAGGAGGCUCAGACCUCCAAGGCUCCCAUCCAGCAGUUUGCAGACAGACUCAGCGGAUACUUUGUUCCCUUCAUCGUCUUCGUCUCUCUGCUGACGCUGGUCGUCUGGUUGGUCAUCGGCUUCGUCAACUUUGACAUCGUGAAGGAGAACUUCCCGGGCUACAACCCCAACAUCUCCAAGGCCGAGGUCAUCGUCCGCUUCGCCUUCCAGGCCUCCAUCACGGUUCUGUCCAUCGCCUGCCCCUGUUCUCUGGGCCUGGCCACCCCCACGGCCGUCAUGGUGGGAACCGGGGUCGGAGCUCAGAACGGGAUCCUGAUCAAAGGAGGACCACCGCUGGAGAUGGCUCAUCAGAUCGAUGUGGUGAUGUUUGAUAAGACCGGUACCAUUACUAACGGUGUUCCUCGGGUCACUCGGGUCCUGGUUCUGUGGGAGAUGGCCCGGAUGCCGCUGAGGAAGAUCCUGGCGCUGGUCGGCACGGCGGAGGCCAGCAGCGAACACCCGCUGGGCCUGGCAGUGGCCAAACACUGCAAAGAGGAGCUGGGCUCUGAGGUGCUGGGAUACUGCCAGGACUUCCAGGCGGUUCCUGGCUGUGGGAUCAGCUGCCGGGUUUCCAACGUAGAACAUCUGCUGCUGCAACAAAAUGAGGAACAGUUCCUGCUGCCCGGAGCCACCACCGAUGAAAGCAGCCUGCUGCCUGAUGGGGAGGUCACCCCUGCAGCUGAGGCAGCGCCGUACUCGGUCCUGAUCGGGAACAGGGAGUGGAUGAGGAGGAACGGCCACCACAUCGGAGCAGACGUGGACGCCGCCAUGUCGAGUCACGAAACCAAAGGACAGACGGCCAUACUGGUGGCCAUAGACGGUGUUUUGUGCGCCAUGUUCGCCAUCGCUGACACAGUGAAAGCAGAGUCGGCGUUAGCGGUGCACACGCUCAGCAGCAUGGGCAUCGAGGUGGUGAUGAUCACAGGAGACAACAGACGUACGGCCAAAGCCAUAGCAGCUCAGGUGGGCAUCAGGAAGGUGUUCGCUGAGGUUCUGCCGUCACACAAAGUGGCUAAAGUCCAGGAGCUGCAGGAGCGAGGCCUGCGGGUGGCCAUGGUGGGGGACGGCGUCAACGACUCGCCCGCCCUCGCACGGGCCGACGUCGGCAUCGCCAUCGGCACCGGAACCGACGUGGCCACCGAGGCGGCACACAUCGUCCUGAUCCGAAACGACCUGCUGGACGUGGUGGCGAGCAUCGAGCUGUCUAAGAAGACGGUCCGUCGGAUCCGGAUCAACUUUGUCUUCGCCCUCGUCUAUAACCUGGUGGGAAUCCCAGUGGCUGCAGGAGUGUUCAUGCCGGUGGGUCUGGUUCUGCAGCCCUGGAUGGGUUCAGCUGCGAUGGCCGCCUCCUCUGUUUCUGUGGUUCUGUCCUCUUUACUGCUCAGAAUGUACAGGAAAACCUCGGUGGAGACCUACGAGCUUCGAGUUCGAGGCCAGAUGAGGAGCCUCCGUUCGUCUCAGAUCAGCACACAUCUGGGUCGGGAUGGUCGGCGCCGAAGCCCGGCUCUGCCCGGAUCCACCAGGGACCAGCAUCCUGGCCCGGGGGCCCCUCAGGGCCCGUCCAGUCUGAGGACCGCAGUCCAGGACCAGGACCGCUACUCUCUGCUGGAGGCCGGAGAGGAGCUGCAGUAAAGGGAAGAGACGGUCAGCUGUUCUCCUGUUCAGAUAUGAGGGCAAACAAUCAGUUUUAUGUGAAUAGACUCAUUUUGAACAGAGACUUUAAGCUGCUGGACGUUUAUUUACUGCUCUCUGUGGACUCAGAACAACCAUGAAGACGGACAGAGGACCCAGAAAUGUCUUUUUAAAAGUUUAUUUUACCUCAACAAAAUGAGUCACAUUUUUACCAAAUAAAACGUUAGAAAUGCUUCAAAAUUACUGAACAAAAGUGACUUAAACCUGUCAAACAAAACCUAAAACUUUUACCAGAUUACUUUUUAUUAGUCCAGAAUUCCAGCUUGUCCCAGAAAACAAACGUCCAAAAAGACUCAGUAUUUGUCCAGAAUGAUUAAAAAAUGUCCAAAUGAGUCCAAAACGACACGUUUUCAGAAUGACUGUUUUUUCCCUAAAGACUUGAAAUUAAUGUAGAAUGACUAAAGCAGGUCUAAGAUGAAUCAGAAAUGUUUAAAGGCCAUAAGUCACUAAAUCUGUUUCAUGUACUCCAUCAUUUGUUUUACUAAAGCGUGCACCAACCUGUCGGUUAACACUGGAACCAUGCAGCUGUACUAACAGACUGUAGAUGUUUCUCCAUGCUGCAUGAAUGUCUGACCUCCUGCUGCUCUCUUCUGUUUCUGCUGCUUUUAUUUUCCUCUGUCACUUUUACUGAAUUUAUUCAGAGCAAACCUUUUAUUUUUAGGUGUUUUUUUUAAAAAAAAUGGAGACACUUAGAAUAAAAUCAGAAUAGAAUACAUGAUUAGUUCAAGGACCGUCAGUUUUUACAGUUUCUCUCAGAAAAAUGGUGAAAAUCCAACCAUUCUCUCAGAUAUGAUUCAGUUUUUUACCAGUUCUAUCUCAUAAAUCUUCUCAUUAAGGUCUUUUUUUUUUUCAAACCUGCUGGCGGGUUUUCGGGGUUCAGAGGAUUAAACGCUCUUUUAUUUUAUCAUUUACAGAUCAUUUUCUCUUGAAAAAUUGUGCCGUUUUGUUCACCAGGUGACACAAAUUACAGUUUCUCUCCAAAAUAAAAGCCUUAAAAUGCACUUUUAGGAUAUAAAGGCUCAUUUAGUGUUUUUUUUUUUGUCAUAUAAACGGUCCUAAAGACGAACUAAUAUCUCCUCCAGAGCUCCACUGAUGUUAAAUAUAGACGUGAGGAAGAACCGGUGCAGAGAUGAUGAAUGCAGAACGUUAAUGAAUGACCUUCUAUAGUUAUCACCCAGAGAGCAGAUGUGAAGCUGAGGUUCUAGAAGGUUUCUCUGUACAGCUGUGAUGUUCAUCCUAUUAUUCAUGUUUUUAUUAAUUAGUGCUCCUCUCACAGAGGUUCUUCCAUUCUGUUCCUGUUCUCAUUUUAAACUCCAGGAAACACGACUCCUCCUCCCACCCAGACUACUCCUCCUUCACCUCUAAGUGUUCGUUCACUUCCUUUUCUGCUGCCCGACUCGUUUAAGCAAAAGUCCUGAAUGUUUAAACUGGUCUCCAGGAAUCAUCCGUUAGUUUGUUUUACUGAGAAUUCACAGCUGAAAUCUGUAAUGUUUAAGCAGAAGGUUUGGAAAUGAAACAGAAAACAUCUUCUGGUCACUGCUUUCACAUGUUUCUUACUACAGAAUAAACACUUCCUUGAACCAUGUUUGAACUAAUUUAUCUGAAGCUGAGUUUUAACUUCACGUUAAACAUCUUUUUUUUUAAACUACCAGAUGUUUUCCUUCCAAUCAACCCUCAAACAUCCAUUUUAUCUGUUUGAAGCUUUUCCAUUUGGGACAACAGGUUGAAACGUCUUUGAAUCGGUUUUACAGAAAAUGAUGUAAUAAAUGACAUUUUGUAUUUCUGUU
This is a messenger RNA of Acanthochromis polyacanthus (spiny chromis), 6244 nucleotides long. RefSeq names its product ATPase copper transporting beta (gene atp7b). Gene Ontology annotation, cellular component: membrane. The record is from RefSeq and is a predicted model, not a curated record. The transcript has 21 exons. Gene Ontology annotation, biological process: monoatomic cation transport; copper ion homeostasis. Gene Ontology annotation, molecular function: ATP binding; ATP hydrolysis activity; copper ion binding. Bases 426 to 4397 code for a protein of 1323 amino acids. NCBI's taxonomy places the organism in Eukaryota, Metazoa, Chordata, Actinopteri, Pomacentridae.